CCACCAGCACCCAGGUCGUUACCAUCAAACGGGGCGAGAGAGAGAGAGAGAAGGCGGCAGCAGCAGCCAGCCGCAAGAAAGCUCUGUCGCGUGAGGCAAUUAGUAAAAAAAAAGUCCCUCGCGUGCGACGAAGCCUCGAGACGCCGGGCCGAGGCGACGAGGCGGACAGCGAGAGGCGGACCGAGCGAGAGGAGAGAGAGAGGGUGCGUGUGUGCGGGGGGCGAACGGCCCGAAUCUCGCGAUCCCCAAAUCCGGAGGGCGUCGGAGGCGGCCGAUUCGGGCCGCUCCGGCCGCGGCGGCGGAGGCGGGGCUGCGAUUCGGGGGGAUUCGCCCGAUCGGGGAGCUCGCGGGCGGGAUUCGAGCUUGCGAUUCGGGGGGCGAGCGAGGCGGGCGGGCGGGCUGUGGGAGGUGGGCCCGGGCGGGGCGGUUGACCGGGGCUGUGUAGGUGGGGUGGGUGGAUGCUGUCCGUGCGGAGGCGGCAGGAGGAUGCUGGCGGCGCCGCCGGCAUGGCGGACCACGCCGAGCUGGAGGAGGGGGAGGCCUACGCCGACGACAUGCCCCCCUUCGACGACCCGGACGUCUCCCUCGCUUACAUUGAUGAAAAACUACAAAAUGUACUAGGUCAUUUUCAAAAGGACUUUGAAGGAGGCGUUUCUGCAGAGAAUCUAGGAUCAAAAUUUGGUGGAUAUGGCUCAUUUUUGCCAACCUACCAGCGUUCCCCCCUUCUGCCCCACACUAGAACUCCACCUAAGGUGGCAAAUGCUAGCUCAAGAUCUCCUUAUCACCAGUCUACUGAGGAUGUGUCUCAGAACCCUCCGGCUAUGGCCGUUCCAUCUGUUUCCCAGAAUAAUGGUUCUGUGGCUCCUUUUUCUGGUGAUUCAAUUAAAAAGGAAAGAUGCGAAAGCACAGCGUCUAAAAGGGGCUCUAGCACCCAUGAUCCUUCAAAUGGCCCAUCUAAGUCUAGCGACCAGAAUAGAUUUAAAGUACGGAUAAAAGUUGGUUCCGACAAUGUCUUGGCAAGAAAUAAUGCAGCUAUUUACAGUGGUUUGGGCCUUGACAUUUCUUCACCUUCAUCUGUGGAGGAAAGCCCUGAUGGCCACGGGGGCCUCUCCCCGGAAUUUAGCAAUGUGCAACUUGAAUCUCCCCGGACCAUUCUUCAGAUCAUGACAUGCUUUUCAGUUCCUGGAGGGUACUUGUUAUCCCCUCUUCAUGGCAGUUUGUUGCAACUGACAAAGAAGGUUGUGCCUUCAUUGAAGAAAUGGGAAACAAGCUUGGAGAUAGAAAAUGCACAGGAAGCAUAUGAAGGGCAUGUGGUUAAGAAAAUGAAGUCUGAUGGUAAGAAAAAGAAACCCACAGAUAUGAAGAGGUCAAAUAACAGAAAUGAUGUCAGUGCAUUUAUGAAAAAUGAGAUCGAUGUAGAAACACUUGCUGGCCAGAAGAUUGCAUCAGAAGCUCUCAGCAUACCGUCUAGUCCCAGAGGCAUGGAUGCAAACAGCAAUUAUCAAUUUGAAGAAGAAGCAACAGGAAAAUCUUUGGAAAGAAACAAAGAUGAUCGAUUGAAAGAAUGGGCUGCAAACAGCAACAGCAAGACAAUCAAAGCUGAAACUGUCAAAGAGGCUACUACCGACUGUUUAGCAAGUGGUGGUUUUGGCAGCUCAGAAUUGGAACUUUCAGCAGCAAAGAAGGAGCUGAAACCUGUGACAGAAAAGACAGCAUUGACUUCAGAAGAGAUGAAUACAACCAGUGACACAGAUUUUCUGUUGGAUAGGAAACAUGAAAGAAAAAUAAAGCCUGAGAGUAAAAGCAAUCCUUCUGUCGUUAACUUUGAAGAAAACGCAGUUAUAGAUGAAAAAGCUCCUGCUGUUUGCAGAAGCAUGGAGAAGGUUACUAGCAAAGAGGCUUCACUUUAUGAUACAAAUGUGAAAAAUAACACCAAGAGUGAGGCCAAAAGAAUACACAGGGAACAAAAGAAGAAUGCUCCAACAUCUUCUGAUCUUCUGGAUGUUGACAAGGGUGCUCGUUCUUCUGCUGGAGUUAAAGAGAGGAAAAACGAUUCUCACUCCAAAUCUAGCCACUCCGGGAAGAAACCCAAAGCACAACCACAUAGAGAUGUCAGGGACAGUUUGGCAGAUGGAUCCCAUGGAUCCGAAGAGCAGGAUAUAUUGGAGAAUGGAGUUGGAUUGGGAGAGUUGCAGCCAAAGGAAAAAUAUUGGAUCAAAAGGGAUUCUGACAUGCUUGGGGCAUCAAAGAGGGAGAUUUCAUCUAGUGCAAAGCAUGACAGACAUACAGCUUCUGAGGAGCAGAAGAUGCAUGUACCUCCAUCUUCUGUAUCAACUGCAAAUGCAGCUCCUGCACUUCAAGCACCUGUCGUGAUAGAGGAACAUUGGGUACAAUGUGACAUAUGUCAGAAAUGGCGUCUCCUACCAUAUGAGUCGGAUCCUGAUACUCUUCCAAAGGAAUGGAAAUGUAGCAUGCAACUGUGGCUACCUGGGAUGAAUAGGUGCGAUGUUGGUGAGGAGGAGACUACAAAUGCUCUGAAUGCACUAUAUGUCAUUCCACCCCCUGCCAAUGGUAUUCCUUCAGUUGGUCAUCCUCAUGCUGCUUCUUCUGGACCGGCAACAGCCAACACGUUCAGUAUAAAUGGACAUGCUGAGCAGAGUAGGAAAAGGAAGAGUUUUCCAGGUGAUGGAAGUGCUUUGGUUGACAGUUCUCACCCAACACAAGCUUCAGCUUAUUCAACGAUCACCCAACCCCCUCCUAGAGUUAGAAGUACUGCUGAUACUAACCACUAUCCUUCUGAGAGAGAUUCUGUGAGCAAAUCAGUUGACGUUUCCACUGAAAAGAAGAAGUCCAAGAGCAAGAAUCGUGGCAGCUAUUCUGAUGGAGGAGAUCUUGUGGAAAGAUCCAAGAAGCAUUCAAAAGGAAAAGGCAAGAGAGAGAUGGAUUAUGGUGAAUACAAAGCUUCUAAGAAAAUUAAAAAGGAGGAGCGGCAUCGUUCUAGCAGAGACCGGAACCCUGAAUGUGAUUUAGCUAGUGGAGACGUUUCUGAUGAGGCCAAGGCUUUUCUUGCAAAGGCAAAGAGUUUGGGUGAGAAGGGUGAUAUUUCUUCAUUGAAGCAAAAAAGUGUUGCGAGGUCUGAUCGUUUGGAGAAGUCCAAGAGAGACAAGGAUGAUGAUAUAGCUCUUCCUGAAGAUAGGAACAAGGAACAAUACCAAACCUCAGAUGUACAGAGAUCAGACGUUUCUAGCAAGAAGAGGAUAGUGAAGGAAUGGGAGGAGAGUCAGCAUAGUUCAAUAGCUCAGGUGAGCAGAGGAACCACAGUGAAUCACAGCUCUGCUGCCAAGGAAACCCAUAAGGAUCAAAACUUAAAGGAAACAAAGUCCAAGCCGAUAAAGUCUGAAGAACUGUAUUCCAUGACGGAUUCUAAAUUAGGAAAAGGUCUGCACUCUAAUCAGAUUUCUUAUUAUGGUGGUCAUGUAAACAAUGAACUCGUGGAGGAUAGCACACACUUUGCUGGUAAAAGAGGUCCAUCCGAAGUAUUAGAUAAGCGAUCUUCUGAACAUGCUUUGGACUUAGCUGGAGCCGCUUCUAGUGAUGUUCCGACCACAGCAAUAGCUUCAAGUUCUUCAAAAGCUUCAGGCUCUCAGAAAAAGAAAAAUAACUCCCAAGUUGCAAAGACUUCACCGAUUGAAUCAGUUUCCUCAUCACCACCGAGGAACUCUAACAUUGAUAAGUUCUCCCAGAACAGAAUAGUGGAGAAAGAUGGGCCUAUGAAUGCUAACCCAGGCACCAUGCUGAGCUCAGUAAAGUAUCUAAAUACUGAAGUUGAUAUAGUAGACAAUGUUCGGCAGGCUAAGAAGUCCAAGGAGAGUUUGCUUGCAAGUGAACCUGUCUUACAUGGCUCUUCACAAGGAAAUUCUGACAAAGAUGAUGAAUUAGUUCAGUUAACUCAAGGCCAUGCAUCCGAAAGGUUUUCAUUGAGAAAGGGUUUGGAUGAUGAUCAGCAGCAUGCAUCUGGGAGAAAGGACUCCACUGUGAAUGGCUCCAGCACAGCGAGGGGUUAUAACCACCUGCAUUCUGGUGAUAAAAAUAACUUGCGCACUGAUGGCUCUUUAGUGCAACCUAGGACUGCAGCUUCGGGCUCGAAAGGAGAUUUGAUUGCAAGUGAAAGUAAGAAAACUGCAGCUCCUAUUCAAGAUAGAAAUGGAUUAACUCAUUGUGCUCUGGAUGGAAAUCCUAAACCAGAGGUGCCAUCUGGAAAAGAUAAAUCUUAUCCCAAGAGUAACAAGCAAGAUAUGGAGAAGCCCAAAGCCCAAAUCGCUCCUUCACCUCUGAAAGAAACUCACUCCACUCCAGUAAAAUCUAAUGCGUCAAAAUUGACACCACAGUCAAGGCGAAGCAGUGAUGAAAAUGGAGGGCAACAGCGUGUUGCCAAACAGGGAACUUCAAAUCCUACGGAUGGGAAAGAUGGUAAUUCAACUGCAUAUGCUCUCAAAGAAGCUCGAGAUUUAAAGCACAAGGCUAACCGUUUGAAGAAAGAAGGAAAAGAACUUGAAAGCACAAGGCUCUAUUUUGAGGCAGCCUUAAAAUUUCUGCAUGUAGCAUCACUUCUGGAACCUCCUGGUAUUGAUGGUCUGAAACAAGGCGAUGCAGCUCAGAGCAUGUAUUCUGAUACUGCGAAACUCUGCAACUUUGUUGGUCAUGAAUAUGAAAGGUGCAAGAAGAUGGCCGCUGCUGCUUUAGCAUAUAAAUGUGUUGAAGUAGCUUAUCUCAAGGCUGCAUACUACAAAUACCCUAUUGCAAGUAAGGACCGGCAGGUGUUGCAGGCAGUUGUACAGACUACACCAGGCGAAUCACCAUCAUCUUCAGCAUCAGACAUUGAUAACUUAAAUAACAAUGGAUUAUCUAAGAUGGCCCCUUCAAACAAGGAUGCUAAUUCACCCCAAGUUGCUGGGAACCAUUUAUUACUGGCCGUUCGCAAUCAACCACACCUGACAAGGUUACUAGCUUAUACAAAUGAUGUCAAUUCUGCCUUUGAGGCAACUCGGAAAUCACAGAUGGCAAUUGCUUCUGCUGCUGGCAACCAUGAAAAGGGAGUGGAUGGUCUUUCUUCAGUAAAAACAGUUCUGGAUUUUAACUUCAGAAGUGUGAAUGAUCUACUCAGACUUGUGCGGAUUUCAAUGGAGUCUAUCAGCUGCUGAGAUCCCAGAACACAAGAACAUGACAUCCUUUGAGUAGGUGCUGUUGGAUGUGUGAUACUUAUACGGUUAUACCAUUUCACUGUCCCCAACGUGCUGGUAGUAUUUAGUGGAAAAGUUCAAUAGCGCAGAACACAUAGGUCUUAUCGUUUAGGCGUGCUGGUUUGUACAGGAAGUGUUUUGAGAUUCUACUUAUUUUGUUUCUUUAGUGGCGUUCCAUUCUCAUACAGUUGCUAGCAUCUACUUGGAUGAUGUGAACACUGAACAGUCUAGCAAGGCAGCCGAUGAUGGAUUUCAUUGCUCGACACUUGUGAUACUUUGGACAUUUUGGGUGGUAACUCUCAGAUUGCGUUUAAUAGGCAAAUGCACAAUAUUACCCGGAAUCGCCUACAUGCUGUAAAUUAUGUGGUCCCCACUGAGCUGAAUUAUGGUUGAAGAGUAUCUGUCGGUUUUCCUUUGAGCUGUUACAAGAUGACAGUGUUGGCCACUUAACAGUUUUGAUGGGGAGAGGACAUCAAUGCCAAUUAAUCUUGCUAAUUGAGAAAACAGCUAGUGGGCGUUUCUUUUCCGGUCUUUAUAUAGUGGCAUGUCUUCUGGAGAAAGUUCAAGCAGGUUUCAAAGAAGUAACCGCUUGGACCAUCACCUGUUGUGUAUGAGCAUUGUACAAAUUAUUUUUCAUGUACAAUAGGCUAACCCGUUUUUUCGUUAUCGAUACCAGACUGUCUGUACAUGUAUAACUCUAAAUCGCUUGGAUUCCGGCGAAGUUUUAGUCAUCCUUGUUCUCGCAAA
This is a messenger RNA of Aegilops tauschii subsp. strangulata, 5987 nucleotides long. Its product is annotated as cysteine-tryptophan domain-containing zinc finger protein 7. The record is from RefSeq and is a predicted model, not a curated record. Gene Ontology annotation, molecular function: zinc ion binding. NCBI's taxonomy places the organism in Eukaryota, Viridiplantae, Streptophyta, Magnoliopsida, Poales, Poaceae.